Molecule: messenger RNA, 572 nt
Organism: Aaosphaeria arxii CBS 175.79
Lineage: Eukaryota; Fungi; Ascomycota; Dothideomycetes; Pleosporales
Exons: 1
Coding region: 199-537 (112 amino acids)
Source: RefSeq, a predicted model, not a curated record
CUAUGGACAAGGUCGGGAAGGCUCAACUGUCACCACUGGGGUUUCAACCAACUUGAUCAUUACUGCGACAUACGAUUGCGUUACACCUUUGGGCGGCCACCUGUGUGAUUUUUCUACAAACGGCACGUUUCACUUUCUUACUUUACUUUCAACAGUUUGGAGUUUCCCAUCAUUUGCGUUAGAUGAUCAUCGCAGAACAUGCGGUGGGGCAACAUGCCUCGAAUACAGCGUGGCUCCAGACCAUGCUGGAAAAGUUUCACUAGUCACCGUUUCACAUCUUCAAUUGUUUCCUCCCCUAUUUUCUUUUUUUGGUGUUUCCUGUUAGGUGCAAACAUCGGCCAAUUUCCUAGUAAGCUUCUGGGUAUGUUACACCCUUGUAUAUUAUACUUCGACAAUUUAUUUCCUGCAAACGGAUGGAUCGGCAGGGUAUGGGUCUUUUCAAUUUUUCGGUAUCUUCCUUUUACCUCGACUAGCUCUGGCGGCGAUGAUACCACGGAAGGACAAAUGAGAACGAGCGAGAUAGGCAGAGUUGCAUAGUUUUGAAUCGAGAUACACCCACUUACACUUCUUUA